AUGGAGGGCAGCGCCUACAUCCACAGCACGUCGCCGAAGCCCGUGUCGUCGAAGAUGAAGAAGGCCUACCGCGACGAGGACGAGGAGAACCUGGCGGGCAACAACAUCAUGUUCGACCGGCGCGUCGUGCGGGGCAACACCUACGCGGCCCAGGUCGUGACCCAGAACGCGCAGCGCGAGGUCGAGCGGCUGCGGCAGGAGAACGAGCGCACGCUGCGCCGCGAGGCGACGCGGCGGCGGCGCGAACAGCUCGAGAAGCCGUCGACGCCGCCGGCCGUCGACGGCCGCGCGCACAUGGAGGCCCAGACGGAGACCUUCCUCGAGGAGCUCGCGGACCGGCCCGUCGAGGCCGAGGCGACGACGCAGACCGAGCCCUUCGUCGACCGGCCGCCGCAGGUGCUCUUCGUGCCGAGCAAGACGGGCGUCGACAAAGAAACCGAAAUCCCCGGCGGCGACCUCUUCGACUUCGACGUCGAGGUCAAGCCCAUCCUCGAGGUGCUCGUGGGCAAGACGCUGCGCAUCUCCAUGCUCGAGGUCAUGGAGGAGGAGGAGCUCGAGGCCAUCCGCCGCCGGCAGCGCGAGUUCGAGCAGAUGCGGAACGCGGAGCUCAUGGAGGUCCAGCGCCUCGACGCGGAGGCGAGCCGCAAGUUCGCCGAGAAGCAGCGCCGCGUCGCCCAGGAGAAGGAGCGCCUGCGCAUGCAGGCCGAGCUCGAGACGAAGGUCGCCGCGCGGUCCUUCGCUCGCAACUACCUCGUCGACCUCUCCGACGCGGUCUUCGACGCGCUCGAGACCACGGGCCACUUCUACGACCCCGUGCUCAAGGAGGUCGAGGACGUCUUCCUCCCCUGGCUCCUCGACGGCGUCGUUGCCGACGCGGACAACCACGGCGCCGCGCGCGCGUGCUCGGACGCGCUCGUCGCCGACGCCAUGGAG
This is a messenger RNA of Aureococcus anophagefferens, 933 nucleotides long. RefSeq lists its product as hypothetical. The annotation marks the transcript as partial. Gene Ontology annotation, cellular component: cilium. The record is from RefSeq and is a predicted model, not a curated record. The transcript has a single exon. Lineage: Eukaryota; Pelagophyceae; Pelagomonadales; Pelagomonadaceae.